Molecule: messenger RNA, 905 nt
Organism: Panicum hallii
Lineage: Eukaryota; Viridiplantae; Streptophyta; Magnoliopsida; Poales; Poaceae
Product: protein FLOWERING LOCUS T-like
Exons: 4
Coding region: 68-601 (177 amino acids)
Source: RefSeq, a predicted model, not a curated record
UUUGAGCUCUCAUAUCCUAGCUCGAUCGACAAGCACUAGCUAGUAUUCCGUUCUCCAAAAUCAUCCCAUGUUCAAUAUGUCUAGGGACCCAUUGGUCGUUGGGCAUGUUGUGGGGGAUAUCGUGGAUCCCUUCAUCACAACAGCAUCACUGAGGGUCUUCUACAACAAUAAGGAGAUGACAAAUGGAUCCGAGCUUAAACCAUCUCAAGUGAUGAGUGAGCCAAGGGUCCAUAUCAGUGGGCGUGACAUGAGGACUCUCUACACACUUGUCAUGGUGGACCCUGAUGCACCAAGCCCCAGUAACCCUACUAAAAGAGAGAACCUUCACUGGUUGGUGACAGACAUUCCAGAGACAACUGAUACCAGUUUUGGCAACGAAAUAGUUCCCUAUGAGAGCCCACGUCCUACUGCCGGAAUCCAUCGCUUUGUGUUCAUCCUGUUCAGGCAGUCAGUCAGGCAGACCACCUAUGCGCCAGGGUGGCGAUCAAACUUCAACACCAGGGACUUUGCAGCGAUCUACAACCUCGGCUCCCCUGUCGCUGCAGUUUACUUCAACUGCCAGAGAGAGAACGGAUGUGGUGGAAGAAGGUACAUAAGGUGAUAUACAAAGUUGUGUCCAAAUAGCUGUGUGCUUGCCUCUCUGAACGCAGAGAAGCAUAAUAGCAACUGGGGUAUAAAAGUACUUCCUAGCUAAAUGAAAAACAUAUCUUGUGUGUUUGUGUGGUAAUGGGUGAGGAUUGCAACGACAAUGCAUGCUCACAACAAUCAUAAGAACUGUCAUUAGUUCACUACAGAUUGUAGUUCCGAUGUAAUGUUACCCUGACUUGCCCUAGCCUUCUCAGUCACAAGAAGUGUAGCUGGGGCAAUAGUGUUCAAGUAUUGGGAAAAUGGCAUGGUUUGAGAUA